Paramisgurnus dabryanus is the source of this 1003-nucleotide messenger RNA. RefSeq names its product mitochondrial inner membrane protein MPV17 (gene mpv17). Gene Ontology annotation, cellular component: cytoplasm; membrane; mitochondrion. The record is from RefSeq and is a predicted model, not a curated record. Lineage: Eukaryota; Metazoa; Chordata; Actinopteri; Cypriniformes; Cobitidae. Gene Ontology annotation, molecular function: channel activity. Gene Ontology annotation, biological process: regulation of mitochondrial DNA metabolic process.
AUGACUUUACGCAGUUAUCAUCAGGCUAUCCUGAUAGGAACAGGACUGACUAAGUUGUGCUUAUAUUUUACUCACAAAGUGACUUACUGCUUCAACUUUGGUCUCUUUGCAAGCAGUUUCCCGCUUGAUUUGAGCAAAGAGCAAAGCAAACAUCUUGAUAUUCACUGUAUUACAACGUGACAAGUAUUUGUAACAUGGCUGGACUGUGGAGAUCUUACCAGGCUCUGAUGGGCAGACAUCCAUGGACAGUGCAGAUUGUAACUGCUGGUUCACUGGUGGGAGUGGGCGAUGUCAUUUCCCAACAGCUGAUUGAACGGCGUGGAUUGGCCAAUCACAGUGUGAAACGUACUGCCAAAAUGAUGAGCAUUGGCUUCUUUUUUGUCGGUCCAGUAGUGGGUAGCUGGUAUAAAGUGCUGGAUAAACUAGUCACAGGUGGCACUAAAAGUGCAGCCCUGAAGAAAAUGCUCUUUGACCAGGUGUGCUUUGCUCCAUGUUUUUUGGGUGCUUUCCUGGGAAUAUCUGGAGCGCUCAAUGGACUGACUGUGGAAGAAAAUGUAACCAAGCUCAAGAGGGACUACACAGAUGCCUUGAUCUCCAAUUAUUAUCUUUGGCCACCAGUGCAGAUCGCCAAUUUUUAUUUCGUCCCUCUUCACCACAGGUUGGCUGUUGUUCAGAUCGUGGCUGUUGUCUGGAAUUCUUACCUCUCCUGGAAAGCCAAUAAGAUGUUAUGAGAUUUACUACCUCACACAUGGGAACAUGCUGCCAUUUUCUAGUUUGUUUUUGAAGUUAUCGUCAUCAUAUAAAUUUGUAGUUGCAGCUUAUAGAUUUAAUUACAGAUACAAAGGUCAAAAAUGACACAAAAUGUAAAUUAGACUUGUAUUUUAUUAACCUGUGAAAUAAUGGAUUCUGUAUAUUAAUCAUGCAUAUUAAUUGUAUACAUUUUAUCUAUAAUUACUUGUGUCUUGAUAAUAAAUUGAUUUACAAGGUGGUUUAGCAAUAUCAA